Centruroides sculpturatus (bark scorpion) is the source of this 3544-nucleotide messenger RNA. RefSeq names its product phosphorylated CTD-interacting factor 1-like (gene Pcif1). NCBI's taxonomy places the organism in Eukaryota, Metazoa, Arthropoda, Arachnida, Scorpiones, Buthidae. Gene Ontology annotation, cellular component: nucleus. The record is from RefSeq and is a predicted model, not a curated record. Gene Ontology annotation, molecular function: RNA polymerase II C-terminal domain binding; mRNA (2'-O-methyladenosine-N6-)-methyltransferase activity. The transcript has 15 exons. Bases 139 to 2481 code for a protein of 780 amino acids.
UAUAUUCAAGGCUGCAUUGUUGUUUACUAUUCCAUUCUAUGGAAUUAAACCUGAAGAUGUCCAUUAUAAACAGGUGAAAACAUUAGUGUGCAGUAAAAUUUUCUACAUUUUACUGGAUUUUGGUGUUGAUUUAUCAAUAUGUCAGGAGGAACAAUUGGUAGACAUCGUUCUCUGGAUGAUGAACGCCUUCGAAAUCACAAUUCUACAGGAAGUGGAACUGAAAGUUCUGCAACUCAUUUUGAAAUAUCCAAUUGGGAUGAUACAGCUAAUUCCAAUAUUUCAAAAUCAAUUGCGGCUCCAGUUCGAAGACAGUCAUCUAUGCCUCUUAUUCUGAAUUCACCUUCACCUUCAGGUUCUCAACAAGUACCAUCACCACAAACUCCUUCUGGUGCACCAUUUAUGUCACCUCCACAGUUUGGAUCUGUAGAUCCUGUUCAUGACUUACCACAUGAAUUACUGCAAGCUGGAUGGAGAAAGUUUUGGAGUAAAAGAGAAAGUAGACCAUAUUUUUUCAAUAAAAUUACCAAUGAAUCAUUAUGGGAAAUGCCUCAGAUUGGAGGUGCUGCACAUUUUGAUCCCAUUACUGAUCCACUUGGAAUUCAAUCAUCUCCUGAUCCUCAAGUUUCCUCUCCUGUACCAUCACCUAUAUCUUCUUCAGUAUUACAGCCAACUCCUGUUCCUCAGCCAGGUCCUAAAUUUGGGGAGAAGAGAAGGUGCUCUGAAGAAGGAAUAUUGCCAAAUCCUAAACGUUUCUUAUUAAGUGGACCAUGGGAUUUAGAAGUUCCCACAAAUGUAAUCAUCUGGGAGCGUACUCCCUCGUUAAUGCCGCCUCCUCAUCCCGACGUUGAACAGUAUCGAGCUAAUCUUGUCACCAAGUUAAGAUUAAGUUAUCAAGAAAUGUGCCAUUCUAGAGAAGGAAUUGAUGCUCCUAAAGAAUCUUUUAAUCGUUGGUUGAUGGAACGCAAAGUUUGUGAUAAAGGAAAUGAUCCUCUACUGCCAAAUAAUUGUACUACAGCAGUUUCACAAUCAAUGUUUAGAGAAAUAAUGAAUGACAUACCUAUUAAAUUAGUGCGACCAAAAUUUUCUGGAGAUGCUAGGAAACAGUUAUCUAAAUAUGCUGAGGCUGCAAAAAAAAUGAUUGAAUCCCGAAAUGCUUCUCCUGAAAGUAGGAAAAUUGUAAAAUGGAAUGUUGAGGAUGCUUUUCAAUGGUUAAGAAAAACCUUGAAUGCUACUUAUGAUGAUUAUCUUGAGAGGCUAGCACACUUGAAAAAGCAAUGCCAACCACACCUAAUGGAAGCUGCAAAGGCUUCUGUUGAGGGAAUUUGUUCAAAAAUCUAUUAUAUGUCCUGUGAUUAUGCGAAGAAAAUACAUAACAAACAUUGGAGUAUCUUAAAUCAACACGGAAUUGAAGAAAUUACAAGUUCUUUACAAGUGACAAAUCCAAAAAAAGUGUUUUGCUAUCCUGUUCAGUUUGCCAUUUCUUCGCCACGAUUACCUCACGUGGAAUUACUCACCGACAAAGAAAUUACUCAUUUGCGUUAUCGGGGUGAUGUUGUUAGAAUGAACACUUUAUAUUUUCAAAAAUUGGAACAAUUGUAUAGAUGGAAUUGUACAGAUGAUCGCAAAUUUGAAAAUUUUCUUACUAGAGUAUGGUGUAUGCUGAAACGAUAUCAAACGUUUUUUGGGUCGUCUCCCAAUGAAGGACAUGGAACGCAAGGUGCUUUACCUGUGUCUGUAUUAGAAAGUUUAAACAAACAUUUCGGUGUAACUUUUGAAUGUUUUGCAUCACCUUUAAACUCUUACUUCCGCCAGUACUGUUCUGCAUUUCCAGAUACGGAUAGUUUUUUUGGAUCCAGAGGUCCAAUUUUGAAUUUUCAUCCAAUCAGUGGCUCUUUUGAAGCUAAUCCUCCAUAUUCUGAAGAACUGAUGGAAGCGACUGUUGAUCAUUUUGAAAAAAUUCUUUCGGAAUCUCAGGAACCAUUAUCUUUCAUUGUUUUCAUUCCCGAAUGGAGAGAUCCUGUUCCAGUUGCAUUGGCAAAACUUGAAGCUAGCAGAUUUAAACGAAAGCAAGUUUUAAUUCCUGCAUUUGAACAUGAAUAUAGGCAUGGUUUUCAACAUAUUUGUCCGAGACAAGAAACUAAUGUUCGUUCUGUGCAUGGUACUCAAAUGAUAUUUCUACAGAAUGAUACUGGGUUUGCACGAUGGGGACCCACUCCAGAAAGGCUAGAUGCUGUGUUAGAAUCAUACAAACCUGGACGUGAUAAAGAAAGAGAGCAGACUAUGUAUCCACCACCCCAACAGAAUCAGAAUACAGUUCUUACAUCUCAUUCAGAUCAAACUCAGCAGAUUCAAAACCCAACAGCUGGACCUUCUCAUGCUGCAGGUCAGCCAAAGAACUUUCAUGUUGAUCAACCCACUUCAUCAACUGUUGGUUUAUCCACUGUACCUAUAAAUCAUGUUUCUUCUCACAGGCAGCAGUAACACAUUUGUACUAUAUUCAGUGUGCAAUGCCAAUUGCAGAUUAUAUUGAAAAACUAAAGACUUUAUCAUCUCUUGUAUAGAAAGUGAAGUUCUUAGAAUUUAAUCAAUCAGUUGAUAUUGCUUUGUUUUUAAUUAUUGUUAUUGUCACUAGUGUUAUCAUCACAUCUAGCUAAUAUGUUUCAUACAAUUCAUCAAAAGUAGUGUUCCUGUUAAUAAUGUAAGUUUUAGCAUUGCAUUAGAAAGUACCUAUGUGCAGAUCCUAGAAGAUUGUAUAAAUAUAUGUCCUAGUAAUUAUUGUAUAUGCUUCAGUAUUAAAUGUUUAAUGCUUUGUAUGUAGCAUAAUUAGAAACAUUUUCUUGAUAAUCUUUCUUGUUUCGGUAUCAACCAAAGAAAGAUGAUUUCUUUGUCAUUAAAGCAUUUUAUCAAAGAGAUAUAAAUAUAUAUAUUAUCUUUGUUUUUACUAUAUGAGGUUAAACCUCAUGCAUGUACAUAGCAAAUAAGUGUGCUGUUUUGUGUAGUUGAAGAGCAUAAAUCAUUUAUCGAUUUUCAAAUAAUUGUGUGCAAUUACUUUUAAAUAAGUUUAUUUUUUCAUUUUGUUUUAAAUUUUUCUCUUUGACUAAAAUAAAUAUUGUUAAUUUUGAAAUUACAUUUAACCUGCAGGGAAAUUUAUUUUGGUGUGUGAUUGUUCGUGUGGGAUGUUUAAUUUACAACCAAAAAUUUUAAGGAAAAUGAUGUAAGAAUAUUGUAAUGUUAUCAUGAAACCGGCCAAAUAAACAAUGUUUUAUCAUUAACUAAAUUCUAAAUAACAGGUUAUCAUAUUGGUUUAAAAUAUUUUUAAAAUUUUUGUUUAAAUUAUGCACAAUAUUUGUUUAAAUUUCUCUUAACUGUAAUUGUUUUAUAUUCAAAUCAAUGUUUAAAUGUGCAUAUUUUUUAUGCAAUGUUUAGGAUCUGUCUACCAUUUUUGUUAUUGAAUUGUAUAUGGUUAUUUCAUUGAGCUGGAUGUAAUUUUAAGAAAAAACCAAAUUACAAAAAACAUUUUUGAUAUUCUUUGGAAACUUCUCUC